This is a messenger RNA of Peromyscus maniculatus bairdii (prairie deer mouse), 5377 nucleotides long. It is a transcript of the gene Lrrc66, whose product is annotated as leucine rich repeat containing 66. Gene Ontology annotation, molecular function: protein binding. Gene Ontology annotation, cellular component: plasma membrane. The record is from RefSeq and is a predicted model, not a curated record. NCBI's taxonomy places the organism in Eukaryota, Metazoa, Chordata, Mammalia, Rodentia, Cricetidae.
UACUUACCUUUCCCCAGGCAUUAUGAAAGACUUCUACUUCGGAGUUACUAUCAUAGUUAUAGAUCUUUGCUUUCCGGGAACGGCGACAACCCCACCAAGAAAAAGCAGUGUUCUCCACAAUUCUGAGCGCCACUGCGAUGGGCCUCUUCUGACAAGCUGGUCUACAAGGCACACAUCCCAGAUAGCAGACACCGUGGAUGUGAGCUCCCCUAUCUCUCCAGUCCUCUUCCAGUCUCACACGAGAAAGGAAUGGCAAAUAACACGCCUGGACCUCAGUAACCACAGCAUCUCGUUCAUGACCCUCAGCGCUCUCGCCCCUUUUCAUGCUUUGGAACUACUGAACCUCAGCAACAACGCCAUGCACUCCCUCUGGCUGGAUCUGCCCCUGCCUCGCCCCUCGCAGCAAAAACGCCACACCGGAGGCGGAGGCGGAGGCGGCUGGCCCUGCAGUCUUCCCCGUCUAAAGGUGCUGAUACUUCAAAGAAAUCAACUCCGUGGCACUCCUAAAGGACUGUGGAAGCUGGAGUCGCUGCAGAGUCUGGAUCUGUCAUUCAACAGGAUCGUUCACAUUGGGCUGUCUGAUUUUCAUAGCUGCCUCCAGCUGGAGCGCGUCUAUUUAAAGAGCAACAAGAUACGCACUGUUCACCCAGACGCCUUCAAGGACCUCAAAAAAUUACAGGUGGUAGACCUCAGAAGCAAUGCACUGACCACCCUUGCACCCAUUGUGACCAUUGCUCUAGAAUUACCCCACCUGGAACUUGACUUGGCUGAUAACCAGUGGCAGUGUGGUGAGAACAAUGCCAACUUCCAAAACGUCACCUCUGCAUCCUGGAGGGAAAAGUGGAAUGCUAUCUGCAACAUGUCUGUGGGGAAUGAGAAGCCAUAUUUGGAGACCCCCCAGAUCAGAAUUUCCAGGAAUACGCACCUUCUUCCUACUCCGAGUGAUGUGAAAAGCCUCAUGCAGAACAAAGCAGAGAGACCCCAGGGAGGAAUAGACAGUCACCUUUCAGCUCUGGAGAAGGAGGCGCAGGUGGACUAUGAUGAUCUCAAGGAGAUAUGGCCACAGCCCCCCACAGAACUCAGAGACUCCGAGGAUGAACACGUCACCGACAGAAAGGAUGACGCCCCAGACCUUGUCCUGCCCAUCUGCCUGUCGGUGUUCAGCACGUUUUUGGUGGCUUUCUGCCUGGGCGCUUUCGCUAGGCCUUAUAUCGACAGACUGUGGCAGCAAAGAUGCCUGACCAAAAGGCCUGGCUCAGAAAAUGCUUACUCAAACGAGGGUUUCUAUGAUGACGUCGAAGCUCCCCGACGAGUACAGCACCAAGGGACAGAGCCGCACCAAGCUUCCCGCCACCUAAACCUUUAUGAGAGACAGAACCCCUCCCAGGUGACAGAGCCAACCCCAUACAGUGCUGCCAUGGCAGAAAGGGUCCUAGGGAACAGCAAAAUGGAUCUCAGCAGUCAACAGAGCCCGGGGCAACCCGAGGACGACACUGGGGCAGGAAAUAGAGACUGUGACGUGCUUCCAUAUGGCCACACAGCCCACGCGGCUCUCCAUGGACUUCCGAACGCUGACACUCGCCAGCUGAUUUCGGCCGUGCAGGAUCACCGCGAUGUUCCCGAAGAAUUACAUUAUGACACAGUGGUUCCGGAAUAUUCUCUCUAUGAGGAUGUGAUGGAUAGGUCUUCCGUUCUGGGAACAGAGGAUAGUGGAUGCAAUGAACUGCGCCUGUCACAGUCAAGAGAUGUUGUAGCUCCUGUCUCCAAUACUCUAGUACAUAUGAACACACAAGGGUCUGGAGAGAGUAAGGAAAGGGGGUCCCCUGAAGCUUUGGGAGCUAUGGGCUCACUGAUGGAAUCUUCUGAGGAAAGGCAGGUGAGCGAUUCCAUUAGGGGGCUGGCCACACGGCAGCCAAGCUUCCAGGAAGCCGAUGCUGAGGAAAGGUUUUCAGAUGUCUACGAUGAGGUCCUACACAUUGACCCAAGAGAUGUAGACCCACCCUCCCUUACACCAAGGUGGGACAGUGGCCCUCAUGUCACACCUGCCCCUGAGGAGCCUGUGCUGAGAGGUGCUCCUUUUGACCCUCUUUAUGACUUGGUGGCCAAUUACGAGUCUGAUUCUGAUGAGGGCUCUUUGUUUACCCUUAGUUCUGAGGGUUCUGAGGACACGAGGAGCUUGCCAGAAGAGCAGGCAUCUGUGGAGAAGGGUGGGGCCAGUCAGCCCCUCCCCAGCAGGAACUUGGGAGAAUACAAGGCUGAUGUGAGAUCAGCAGAAAGUGAUGAGGACAUCCCCUCAUCACGAAGGAUUCUGAAGAAAUGUGAAAUUCGGGACGGUCUCCUUGGAAACCCUCUCUUUUCUGGUCCAGACUCGUUUGUUGAGAUGAAUCUGGAAAGUGACUCUAACUCCAUUGACCCUGAGAAUAUAUCAGCCUGGCCCCAAUCCCCAGGCCACACACUAUCACAUCAUGAGACCCCAGGCACAUUUGUAUAUGAUGUCGACUUGGGGCAGAGGCAGUAGGCUGGCACUGCUGCCUUGGAGACCUGAAUUCCCAAAUGUGGAUCAUUCACCACCACCACCACCACUGCCGCCGCCGCCGCCGCCGCCGCCGCCGCCGCCGCCGCCACCACCACCACCACAUUCUGCUGAAGAUCCCUCAGAUCCCAAGGGGACUGCCACCAAAGAGAAGUAAACAUGAGUAAAUAGCCACCUUUUAUGGCUGGGGGAUAGAGCUCUGUUGGUGGACUGUUUGCUCACCCGCACAAAGUCCUGGGUUCAAUCCCCAGCUCCGUGUAAACAGGGCACAGUGGCACCGACUGUAAUCCCAGCACUCCGGAGCUAGACACAGGAAACAGCGCUCAGACUGAAAUGAAUUUUUCAGGGGGGGUGAUGGGACAUUCUGGCAAACACAAGCCCUAUCACUCCAACCAUCAGCUUGAGACAGACGCCGGAUCUCCAUGACAAGGCCUAGUCUCCCACUCAGACACCGGGCUCACAUCCCCAAAUCCACGUGGAUCGUCCUGGAAACUACAAGUCAUUGUUUCUCUUCACAAAGUCACUUUGUGAGUCAACGUUAUCACAGUGUCGAUCCAGUAAAUCCGUUUACAGUUCUCAGUCUUGACUUCUCUGUCAUUUCCUGCAUCUAUCUGCACAGCCUCUAAACUCGAGUGUGGUGUGAGCUCCUGACUGCCUGGGUGGGGAGACGGUUGGCACGCGGUCUGGAUCUAAGCCAGAGAAUUUCUACUGAAUUAGGGUUUGCCUAGGAGAAGGAAAGUCAUGGAGUUGGAGGAAGGGCACCAAGAGUCUCCGGGUCCACCUCAUGGCAUCACUGCUAGUUCUCGGGAAUCUAGCUUCUCAGUCACUCUCACAGAGGCUCGGGCCUUGACUCUCCUGUCUUCUCACCGGGCUCACAUUCUUUUGUGAGAGUUCUCAGGUGUCAGGGCUUCUACCGCCACCUACCUCUCUGCUAACAUUUCCUAUUUCUGGAACUCUUGCUCUGCAAUCUUUUGAAGAUUUGGUUCUCGCAUCCAGUUGCCUAUCUACUUUCAAGGUAAAGGCAUCCACACUGAAGCUUAUUCUGUCCCCUCAUCCCUGCCACCCACCGAAUCUGGUCCUUCAUGUCCUUAUCUCACCAUUCACACCGGGCUCCAUCCAAAUAUCUAAGGAUUACUCUUUUGACAUUUUUCUCCAUGGUUCCCAUAGUUAACUUAGUUGUCAUUAGGUAUAGCCAGUUCAAAGCCCUAAAUAUCUGCCAAGUCUCUUCCAUCUCCUCUGUCCACUCUGUCGCAAUUCUGUCACUUUGUCAUUCCCACCAGAUGGGUCACAACGUCGCACAGACUGCCUCCUACAAAUCCAGUGUUAUCCAAGAGUCUGCAAGGAAAUAGAACCAAUAUGGUGCCUGGAGAUAUAAGGGAAGGUUUACUGUGGGCACCUGACACAUGAUGCUGGAGGCAUGGAAGUUCCACCAUCUGUUCCUUCCAAGUUGGUGCCUACCUACGCCAACAAUACCGUCCCAUCCAAACAACGGAAGUUCAGAAAAAUGUGGAUCAUGUAAAUCCCACCCUGAGUCCAAAGCAUUAAGAACCAGGAGCACUGAUGCCCAAAUGAGGUGGGAAAAUGGCGGCUCCCUAAGUAUGUCAGAGACUUUCUAGUCUCAAGUGGGCUUAACUCCGUGGUCAGGGUCACAGUCGCUCAAACCUCUAUGGCAUCAAUGGACAUUCCAGGUUCUUGGUGUUGCAAACUCAAAGAGUGAAUUUCACAAAUAAUGAAGAAUAAGUUCAACAAGGAGCUUUAUUAUAGAGAGAAAGCAAGUAUAGAAAGUGGAGGGAGUCUCAAGAGAGGGGCUUUGUCCAGGAGUUAAAAAAAACUUUUUGACUAAAGAAGUAGAUAAGUCUUUGAAAUGACUGGGCCAAGAUGUAAGGACACAUGGGCUGGUCAGCCCAGCCGGCCCAGCCAUAAGUCCCCACAGUGGACAGGAUGUCUCUCCAUUCUGGUGACUGGGUUGAGAUUCUGGCACAAGUAUUCAAAGACCAGUGAAGAAUCUCUCAUGCGUAGCUUCCAGAAAGCUAUAUUCAUUAGGUUGCUAUACUAUAGAAGAAAGAGUAAAUAAAUACAUAAAUAACCUAGGACAUGAACCAAACCAAUGCCUCUUGGCCAAAUCAUGUCUGGCAUUUUCAGCCAGGACAGAACAGCCAUAGAAUCAAGGCCAUUACUGGCUCCUGGCCAGGACAGACCGGGUUGGUUUUGGAGGUCCCCACCCUAACUACCUGUCAAGUUUCCUUCUCCUCAUCACAAGAGCAUGGAAGUUCCAGCCCAAGAAGUGAGAGACACUUGCUCCUUCCUCUGCCUUUUUGUUCUUGGGCCCUCAGGGACUGGAGGAUGCUGUGUGCACAUCUGAGUGGUACUCUUCGCUGGAUCUACUGAAUCAAAUGCUAGUCUCUUCCUGAGACAGCCGCUGGGCACACCUAGCACUAAAGCUUGGCCUGCUAUCAGGCCAUCCCUUUGCCCUCAGAACAUAAAACCAACCACCACACUCUCCAUCCUGUAUCCCUCACAAUGCACACAGAAUGGUUGCUCAGAUGAAGAUAUGGCCAUGUGACUUUCCCACCUGCCUGUUUCUAUAAAACUCCACCUAACUCUGUUUCCAGACCUUUGUCCAUGUCAUUUCUGUCCAAACCCUCUUUCCAAAGUGUCCAAAUGAGCCUCCUUUAGCUGACUAGUAUCUACACAGGUCUCAUAUUUUGUGUUACCUACUUGGGGAACUAUUGGACCCUAGACUAACUAAGUUAGAUUUCCCUGUUACAACUCUCACUACACAUCAUUAACUUCCACAGAGAAGAUGCUUAUCGUGUGUGCAAUUAAAUAAGUGUAUGAUCAUUA